Messenger RNA from Gossypium raimondii (Peruvian cotton), 2201 nucleotides. RefSeq names its product pentatricopeptide repeat-containing protein At2g30780. NCBI's taxonomy places the organism in Eukaryota, Viridiplantae, Streptophyta, Magnoliopsida, Malvales, Malvaceae. The record is from RefSeq and is a predicted model, not a curated record. Gene Ontology annotation, molecular function: protein binding; mRNA binding. Bases 273 to 1871 code for a protein of 532 amino acids. The transcript has 2 exons.
UAGAUAUACAGUACGGGUGACGGCUGGGUUUGUUUCAGAAGAAUCGUCUCCCGACCCGGUCCGGCUUAUCCAAGCUAUAGCAACGUUAAGGGUAAAUGUAAGAUUGGAGACACUUUGUCGUCCCGCUUUUUAACUCAGCCACCAAAUCUGAAUCGUUACCUCCCCACCUAUUUGGCUAUUUUCAAUCUCAGGAAUCGUCUUCUUCGCUAAAACCCUCCUUAAGCCUAACUCUUUUUUUUGCCGAAAUACCCCAUGUCGCCCUUGGGAUCCCAAUGAAGCGCGUUCUAAAAAUCUCAGACGCCGCAGCAGCCCAAUCGGAGAAGCUGCUAUUGAAUCUCCACAAGCACCCUUCGAAACCCAAAUCUUUAAUCUCACUUUCAUGUGCUACUCCAAGAUCCUCCCUUUACAGAUUUUAUGGAGACACUGUUGCCCCUACCACGCAUGCUCCCCUGCCCAAUAAAGUCCCCGUUAAUGUUAUCAGCUUGUUCAUUGAAAAGCUUUCUCUGGCAGACUCCCAACGCGGCCCCAACCAGGAAUUGAUGCAGAAAGUGUUUCAGCUCAGAAUGGAAUUGGUCAACGGUGUUUAUUCUUCAGGGGAAGUGGUCCAGAUUUUGGAGGGGAGAGGUGAUUGGUUACUUGGGUGUUAUGAAUAUCAGGGUGGUGUGCCUGCGCGUACCAAAGAAACCGAUGACCGUGCUUUUUCAGAGUUAUUGAAAAAUCUGGGUUCUUGGCCUAAUUUGGCAUUGGAGGUAUUUAAUUGGAGGAGAAGAAAGAUAGAACAAGGUUAUCCCAUGACGUCGGAAGAAUAUGCUAGUGGCAUCACUAUUGCUGGUAGGAUUAAGAAUGUAGAUCUUGCUGUUGAGCUUUUUUCCGAGGCUGAUAGUAAGCAGCUCAAGACAACGUCUACCUACAAUGCGUUAAUGAGUGCCUAUAUGUUCAAUGGUCUCAUUGACAAAUGCCAAUUAGUGUUUCGGAAUCUGAAAAAAGAACCGUAUUGUAGUCCUUCAAUUGUAACUUAUAACAUUCUUAUAUCAGUCUUUGGUCGUUUGAUGCUGAUUGAUCACAUGGAGGCAGCAUUUCAGGAGAUUCAACAUUUAAAUCUCUCCCCUAAUGUAAGUACCUAUAACAAUUUAAUUGCUGCAUAUGUGACUGCUUGGAUGUGGGAUCGGAUGGAAAGAACUUUCCAUUUGAUGAAGGCUGGACCAGUUAAGCCUGAUAUUGAUACUCACUUGCUUAUGCUUCGAGGAUAUGCACACUCAGGGAAAUUGGAUCAAAUGGAAGAGACAUACCAAAUGUUAAAGCAUCAGGUGGAUGUCAAAACCCCAUUGAUCAGAGCCAUGAUAUGUGCAUAUUGCAAGAGUUCAGUCGAGGAUAGGACUAAAAAGGUUGAGGAACUGUUAAGGCUAAUUCCAGAAGAUGAAUACAGGCCUUGGUUACAUGUCUUGUUGAUUAGACUUUAUGCUCGGGAGAAUAAUUUAGAGAAUAUGGAGAAGUUGAUUGACGAGGCUUUUGAGCGCAAGACCUCUGUAUUUACUGUUCCUGUAAUGCGUUGCAUUAUCAGUACUUAUUUCCGUUACAAUUCAGUGGACAAACUGGCAAGUUUUAUAAAGCGCGCAGAAUGUGCUGGAUGGAGAAUCUGCAGGUCUUUGUAUCACUGCAAAAUGGUCAUGUAUGGCUUACAGACGCGCUUGGAAGAAAUGGAGAAUGUCCUUAAUGAGAUGAAUAAUGUCCGCAUCAAUCACACUAAAAAGACAUUUCUCAUAUUGUACAAGGCAUACUUAAUGUGUGGUAAAAGACAUAAGGUUGAAACUGUAGUGGGAUUGAUGUGCAAACGUGGCUAUCGAAUUCCGUUGGAAACAUUUCUUUCAUAAUAAAUCUUUUGUGAAGCAAUGUACCGACAGAAGUUGCAGGAAACGUUUAGCCGAUUAGCAUUUCUGGUUCAUCAUGAUCACAGCACUGAAUAGAGAUUUGAAAUUACCCAUAGGCACACAUCUUUUCUUGGUUUGACUUACUCCCCAAGUGUUGGUGUUCUAUGAAAUGUUGUCACUAGGAAAUGAUACAUCAUGUACUUGACCCCCCCCCCCACAAAAGCGUCACUUGAGCUCUUUCCCCCAAUUUUUAUUGUAUGAUUCAACAGCCAUCAUAGUUUUUUCUGGCAUUGUGAAAUUAUUCAUCUUAAUAACAAUCAUCAUUUGAUCCUA